This is a messenger RNA of Brassica rapa (field mustard), 1605 nucleotides long. Its product is annotated as defensin-like protein 306. Lineage: Eukaryota; Viridiplantae; Streptophyta; Magnoliopsida; Brassicales; Brassicaceae. The record is from RefSeq and is a predicted model, not a curated record.
CCAUGUUACAUAUUGAUAUUAAAUCAAAUUAAAAACAAACGUUAAUGAGUUUCAAAGUUUUUAAAAAACUUUAAGAUUAUCUUUGGAUUUCAGACGUACCGAAGAGGAUCAUGCACAAUAAAUAAAUUGCACUUGAUUAGCAUACACAUCUUAUAUUAUAUUCUUGAUAAGUGAUUUAACUUUAUAAAAAAAAUUAACUUUUUCGAAAAAGAUGAUCAGGCUGGAUAAGCAGAGUCGUCUCUUUUUGUUAGUUGAAUCACUAUUGAUGCAAAAAUAUAGAUAGAGAUACAACAUGGAGAGUUUUGUGUUCGUAAACUUGUGCAACGUGAGUUGGACGUUGAACGACUUCACAGUUUAGGUCGAAUAUCAAAAACAAGCUUGAACACUUAAAAGAUUUGACUCUAUCUUCUUAAAUUAUUUGCUCCCUUGCUCACCGGCCGUUAGGACCGGCCGGAAAUUAGUUAACUAGUUUAUUCUUCUGAAUUCAUAUUCAACCCUUCUUUUCUCUCUAUCCAGUACUAAUUGUAUGUUUAUGUUCUUCACUAUAUGAUAAGAAUGCAGUGUUAAUGUAAAUCAUAUUAUUUUUCAUUAAAGAUAUAUUUCCCACAUUCAACUUUAGUCAGCUUUGAAUGUCUUUUAUAGUCUUGCUCUAAAGACGAAAAACGAUCUCCUUCCCGAUUUACCUUAGAUUCGUCAAAAUUGAGGCAUCCAAACUAGGUAUAACUAUUAUACUCCUUCUAAAUAUAAAGAGUCAGCUAAAACCAAAUAAAAUAUUGUUGAAGAACGAAAUCAGAGGAUGCCCGAUAGACAAUAUAAAGAAAAUAAAUCAAGGAUUUAUUCAAACCAAAUGCAAAUAUUGACUAGUGAAUCAGUUAACAGAACAGAUUGCUCGCAAUUAAAAUUAUAAAUAGUCUUCAAAUCUUCAUGUAAGUCACACAAACAACAUAUAAUUACAAUAGAAAAUACAAUUUACUCAAUAGAAAUGGAGAAAGUAGCUUUCAUAUUCAUUGGUCUUAUACUUUUCUCAACAUGCACUCUUAUUCUAGCACAAUCUUGUGAAACGGUCUCGGAUUGUGUUCAUCUGAAAUGUGUAACGAAGAUAAAAUGUGAGAACAACCAUUGUAAAUGCGUCAAUUCAAAACACAUAGCUUUACCACUUGACACGAACUGUGGUGUUGCUGCUUGCAUUGACUUUUGCAAGGCGAAAGGUGAACAAGCUUAUGCUUGUAUCUUAAACCAGUGUUAUUGUCGUAAACCUCCUAUCUACUAAGUAACAAUAUUGGCAUGUUCAACUACUGUUAUUUCCACAAAUUCCCGUUCAAGACUUUUAUUAUAAUAGUCUUUUCUAUCAAAUAAAAUAAUAAAAGAAGAUAUCAAUGUUUCAAUUCUACGAAAUUUUUCAUCAGUUGUCUUUUUCGAGGGCAUUUUUCUCGGCGUGGAUUAAAUUUCAAUCAUAUACUCAAAGUAGUAUAAGAGAUGUCAAUCCAAUCCUAAAUUGUUUUAAGCAAUGAGAAUAAAAAUUAUUUGCCUAAUCUAAACAAUCAAGAUGUAGUUGAAUGGUAUCAAGUAACUAGCAAGAAAUCAAGUUCACAAGAGCAAUGAAAC